AUGGCUAAAAGGAAAAAUAAACCAUUGAUCGAUUCAGAUUCCAGCAGCGAAUGUUCCGAUUUAGACUCACAAUUCCUAAAUUUGGCAAAGAAGAAAAAGAAACCUGGAGAAUCUCCACCUCAAUCAAAAUCAAACAACAAAUCCUCAGACAGUGAGUCCGAUUGGGACGACGAUGAUAAAAAAGAUGAAAAAUCGUCUUCAUCAUCAGACUCGGACUCCAACAGUGACGCUAAAAGUGAUACUUCCAAAAACAAGGAACUGCCGCGAGCGUCGAGGAAGUCCUCAUCAGACCACACAGAGGAGGUCAAGAAGAAACCAGAACCGAAAAAGAGUGAAGUUAGAAAGAGUACUGACAGCGCUGGAUCUGUCAAGAAAAAAGAUAUUUAUAGUGAACCGGAAGAAGGUGAAGUAUCAUCACAUUCAUCAGACAAUGAUUCUAUCGACUCAGAAGAGGAAUUCGAUGAUGGAUACGACGAAAAUUUAAUGGGAGAUGAAGAGGACAGAGCGCGACUUGCGGCGAUGUCCGAAAAAGAAAGAGAACAGGAGAUAUUCAAACGUAUAGAGCGGAGAGAUCUGAUGAAAACACGAUGGGAGAUAGAACGUAAGCUGCGCCUUGCUAAGAGAUCAGCUGCCGAGCGAGGAGCGUCUCCUGGAGAGUUAGCGAGAAGGAGAGACGCGAGAAGAAGACGACGGGAACAAAGACAGAGAGAGAAACGCGCAGCGCCCCAUACUGGGGCGGAGAGAAACCGUUCUCCCGAACGUAUGGAUCGACCUGAAAGGCCACACGAAACGGAAAUGGAACCAGCAAAGGAGCCGGAGAAAGAAGAAGAACCUCCCCAGAGUCCUGGUGAGAUAUUAGACGACCAGAAAGAUAAUGAAGCGUCAGAGAGAUCCGCAUCGCCUUUGUUUGGCGCUAAGACAGAACGUAAGAGGAAUGUGGACGACCGCAGGCAAAACGCCAUGGCGGCCCUGAGAGCACAAAGAGACGCGAAGGCCACGAGGACCGAACACAAGCAGAGGAAGAGGAUGGAAGAAGAGAAGGACAAAGAUGAAGAUGACGAUGCAGAUGCGGAGAUAAUCGGUGCCACGAGCAAGCAGAGUGUCAAGUUGAAGGCUUCGGAUAUCUAUUCCGAUGACUCCGGAUCCGACUCCGAAGACAACAAAUCACAGGGUCGCCGUAGCUCCACCAGUUCCUCAUCAUCCGGCGCGGAAGAAGAAGAGAAAAAGCGAGAAGAAGUUGAAAUAAAAUUAGCCGACACAAGGGAACAGAUGAACAAGCUUAGGUUAAGCAGGUUUAAAUUGGAAAGGCUGGUGCAUUUGCCGUUCUUUUCUCGUGUGGUCCAAGGCUGCUUCGUGCGCAUCGGAAUCGGCAAUAACAACGGAAAUCCCGUGUACAGGGUGGCGGAAAUCAUUGACGUGUACGAAACCGCGAAGGUGUACAACUUGGGCAACACGCGCACCAACAAGGGGCUGAAGUUGCGCCACGGGACACAAGACCGCGUGUUCCGACUCGAGUUCGUCAGCAACCAGGAGUUCACAGACAAUGAAUUCCAGAAAUGGUACAAAGCCAUAAAGGACGCGAACAAGAAACCACCCACCAUGGACUUUGUUAGGGGCAAGAUCAGCGAGGUGAAAGAGGCACUCAUGUAUGAAUUUAAAGAAGAAGACAUAGAGAAGAUUGUAGCAGAGAAGGAAAGGUUCCGAGCUCACCCCACCAACUAUGCGAUGAAGAAGACGCAACUGAUGAAAGAGAGAGACGUAGCACAAUUGAGAGGCGACGAUGAAUUAGUAAUGGAAUUGAACGCCAAAAUUCAAGAGUUGGAAGACAGAGCGAGUCAGCUGGACAAGACGAGGACAUCCUCCAUCCAGAGCAUAUCCUACAUUAAUAACAGGAACCGGAAGCUCAACGUGGAGACUGCGGAGAAGGCCAUAAUGGAGGAGGUGAAAGCAAACAAAGGCAAGAAGCAAGACGACCCGUUCACAAGGCGGCAUACAAAACCCGUCAUGAAUUUCAAGUCACAUCAAGGCGGACGAAGUCAGGAGUUUGCAAGGAACGAGGAAGCAGCCGCUGUUGAUGCGCAGAAGGAGAAAGAAGAAGAGGAAAGGGCGGCGAGAGAACGACAGGAACGGGAACGGCUGCUUCUAAAUCAACAAAACGAAGUGGAGAAACCGAAGAAGGACAAAACCAGCACCGACAACGCGAGCCUGUACUCGCUCCAUGAUUUCGAUAUUAAUAUCGAUUUGGACCUGCCCGUUGCGAAAACGAUCAGCUCCCAACCGAAGCAGGUUGCGGCGAAGGUCAAAGAAACCGGUCCCAAGCGAUCCCUCAACCUCGAAGAAUAUAAGAAGCGGCACGGACUCAUAUGA
Molecule: messenger RNA, 2367 nt
Organism: Parnassius mnemosyne (clouded apollo)
Lineage: Eukaryota; Metazoa; Arthropoda; Insecta; Lepidoptera; Papilionidae
Source: the annotation of a GenBank genome assembly